Stegodyphus dumicola is the source of this 3324-nucleotide messenger RNA. RefSeq lists its product as uncharacterized. Gene Ontology annotation, cellular component: plasma membrane. Gene Ontology annotation, molecular function: protein binding; signaling receptor activity. The record is from RefSeq and is a predicted model, not a curated record. Gene Ontology annotation, biological process: signal transduction. Lineage: Eukaryota; Metazoa; Arthropoda; Arachnida; Araneae; Eresidae.
UAACUCUUCUGAAUGUCCUUUAUAGAGCUGGCAGUUUCAGGAAUAAGCAUAAACGUCAUUUGAUGAAAGAGCUAAACAUGCAUCUUGUUCUAUGCAUGUUAAAUAUAGUUUUGCUAUAUUUGUGGACAGCCUCUGAAGCAUUCUCUGAUGAAUGUCUGAAAGAGCCUCCAUGUUAUUGUAUAGGAAAGCAUGGAAUUAAAAUAUAUUGCAAAAAUGUAACGAAUUUGGAAUCUAUUGUACCUGUUAUAACUAAAUAUCCAAAAAUUUACAGGUUAGUCAUAUCGCAGUCUAAUAUUACUAGUAUGCCCGGAAAAGUUUUUAGUGGACGCAGUAUUACUGUUCUAGCUAUCAGCAGUCCUUUGGAGAGCAUACCGGAUGAUGCGUUAUUUGGAAUCAAGAAUUUAAAGAUUGUGAAUUUUAAUGGUACUACCUUCACUGGAAUUCCAGAAGGUUUAAUAAUACCGUCACUCACAACCUUGCAGUUGGUUCAUGGAGCCUUAACGAGUCUUGAAGAACAAAUGAAGAACAUGACAGAAAUAGAAACUAUUCUUCUAUAUAACAAUGUUAUAACUGAAAUUUCAAAAGAUGCUUUUCUUGAGACAACGUCCUUACAAUAUCUGGACUUGUCUCACAAUAAGCUUCAGCAUUUAGAUCCAGAAACUUUCGACUCUUUGGGUCAUCUAAGAAGCAUUGAUUUGAGUAAUAACCAGCUGUUUAACGUGGACGAGUGCUUCAAGUCAAUAAAUCCACAGACGAUAAAUUUAUAUGGCAACAACUUAAAAAACAUUGACAAUGCAUUUCCUAUUAAAAUGUGGACUUUAGAUUCGUUGAAUCUAGGGAAAAAUCCUCAGUUAAAACUUAAUCUUUCUGCUCUUGGGGAUUCUCUGAAGAAUCUGAAAAAACUGUAUCUUUCAGAAAUCAAAUUCGAUAAUUUGGAUCCUCAUCUAAUGGACAGCUUCCCAAAACUUAAGGCUAUAUAUCUGAACAAAAAUAAUUUAAUGAGCCUACCAGCGAAUUUUUUUAAAAACUCGCAUUAUCUGGAAACCGUUGAACUAAAUGAUAACAUUCUGAGUUCAAUGGAUGGACUAUUUCCAAAUGAUAAAGAGGAGUAUUCUUUCAAGAACAUUAGUUUGAGUGGUAAUAAUUUCAGUUCCAUUGCUUUGGAAGCUUCCCUUGAAUCGGUACAGAAUUUGGAUCUUAGUAGGAAUGAAAUAUCCUUCAUUGAGAGUGAUGCUUUCAAGAACUUGACUUCAGUUACGCAUCUUAAUUUAUCAGGAAAUGCUCUGAAUGCAAUAGAAGAAGGAUGCUUUUCUAAACAGCACAAACUCGAAGUUUUGGAUUUGUCAUUUAGUAGCUUAACAGCACUAAAUGGAACCAUUCAACAUUUAACGCAUCUUGCGAAUCUCACUAUCGCAUCUUCGUAUUUGGAAUCCAUUAAAGAAGGUGAACUAAUUGCACUGCAAAAGAUAAAAUUCAUUAAUUUGAAAAAUAAUAACUUAUAUUCGGUAUAUGGAGCAUUCCGGAAUCUCACUAGUAUAAAAAAUUUGGAUGUUUCGAUGAACAAUUUGACAACUCUGACAAAGGAUUCUUUUCCCAAUUUCAAAAGGAAAAAAGUCAACCUUUGGAUGGCAGAUAAUCCAUGGGCUUGUGACUGUCGUAUUUCCUGGAUUUUAGAGUGGAUCAGCAAGAAAGACUCCUUCUUGAAAGAUGAUCCUGUUUGUCAAUCGCCUCCUUCUCUCAAUGGUACAAAAAUCCGCUCUUUAAAACUCACUGAUGUAGAAUCAUGGAACGAAAACUGUCCGGAAAUAUGUGACUGUUUAUGCACUGCAGAAGGCGAAAAUAUCACCAUCAGUGUCAACUGUUCUGGAAGGGGUUUAAAUCAAAUACCGGAGAUGCCAUCCAACACUGGUAUUAUAAACUUGAGUCAUAACCAAAUUAACACAUUUGAUGGUUUGAGUUCCACAGAAUACGAAGAUUUGAAAAAAGUAGACUUGGAAUACAACAGCUUGAAAGAAAUAAAACUUGUUCUUCCUUCUGGAAUGAAAGAACUCAGAUUAGCUAGCAAUGAACUUGGAAGGUUUCCCAUCGAUGAAUGGAACAGUACAUCUUUAAGUUUAAUAACACUAUCCAAUAAUUCAUGGAUCUGCGACUGUGAUACUUGGGGUUUCAGGAACUGGUUGAUAUCCCACAACAGUUCAGUUUUAGAUCUAGAUGAUGUUCGAUGCGGUCAAAAUGAAAGAAGCUCUUUGAGGAAUAAACCUAUCAUCACACUCACUAGGGAUGAUUUAUGUCCUAAACCUUUUCAAACAGUAAACAUAAUACUGAUUGCAGCAGUCGCAGCCGCCAUCUUGUUUGUUUGUCUUCUGUGCUUCUGCUUCCGAAAUUCAAUCCAGACAAUUCUUUACUCUUGCGGUUGCAAGUGUCUAAAGAAACGGCCAAGACAACUAUUUGGAUACGACGCAUUCCUGCUUUUUUGUGAAGAAGACAAGGAUUUUGCUUUGUCAGUCAUCGCUAAAGGUCUAGAAUCAUGCUCACCUAUAUUUAAUUUAUGCAUUCCUACUCGAGAUAUUCAAAUCACAGAGGAGAAUGAUGACAUAAGCUCUGUUCUUGCUGAUUGUAGCAAAGUCAUUGUGCUUUUAACAAGAGAUUUCCUGUGUGAUCUUCAAUCCAUGCAUUUAUUCAAGAAGGCACUGUCAUUCUCAACGACAGAAAGUUGCCGCCGGAUUAUCAUUGUCACCAAUGGAGAACUUCCUCCAGUUUCUCAACUGGACAGCACCUUGGCCGCACUGAUGAGAUCUUGCACAUGCUUGCGGUGGGGACAGUUUCUCUUCUGGGAGAAACUUAGGUACGCCCUGCCUAAGAAAAAUCGCAGAUCUUUGGAAAAUCUCUUUGAAAAUGAAGACAGUGAACCUUUAAUUGAAAGCUCAAAAUAGUUCACGCAAUAAUUCAUUAAGAAAAUCUAAGAAGCAGAAAAUCUUUCCCUACAUCUUCUCUAAAAGAAAUAGAAUCACUGUAAAUGGUGUAUUAUUUUUCAAACAAUUGCCACCAAAUAUUAUCGUCCUAUAUUAUUUUUAAAGAAAUUAAAUAAUUGAAGAAUCUGCAUAAAUGUAUUAAUGGUUUUCCCAAUGUGAAAAAGUGACGGUACCUAAAGUCAUCAAAUUUUGAGCAACGCAGUUCCCUACCUGAACAUGUGCACAUGGAAACCCGAAUUUUGAAUUUCAAAUUUGUUUUAUUAUCUAUUUCAUAUUUUGUAAAACUUUGAUGAAUUUGAAAGAUUGAGAAAGGAUUAAGCAUGAUUUAAUUGGCAAUAAUAAAUGAAGGCGU